This is a messenger RNA of Oryzias melastigma (Indian medaka), 2050 nucleotides long. RefSeq lists its product as uncharacterized. The transcript is spliced from 6 exons. The record is from RefSeq and is a predicted model, not a curated record. Gene Ontology annotation, molecular function: DNA binding. Lineage: Eukaryota; Metazoa; Chordata; Actinopteri; Beloniformes; Adrianichthyidae. The coding region runs from base 203 to 1219 and encodes 338 amino acids. Gene Ontology annotation, biological process: DNA integration; DNA recombination.
UUUUUUUUUUUUUCUUUUUUAGCUAAACUUAUCCCCAGCUGCCUGCACUCCAGAUUCAUUAAGGAGGCCCCAGAUCUUAUUGAGAGCACACUUGGUAAGUAUCAUUAGAUAGUAAGAUUUGCCGAAGCAGCAAGCGAUUGGGAUACAACGGAAAAAUGUGCUUCUUAUUUGCUCUUAAGAUGCCCUGGAGGAAUAUCCUUUAAUGAAGGACACGGUAGCCAGAUACUUUGGCCUAGUAUCUGGCUACCUGAUUGCGACCACCGGCCACCGAAAGGGGGUGCUCGUCAACCUGACUGUAAAAGCAGUCAGGGAGGCAAAGGCGCACCAGCUGGGCGGCAGGCUGGUCCACAUCUCAGACCACAAAACACGGCGCAAGUUUGGUCCAGCCACCCUUGCUCUGACUGAGCAGGAGUAUGGGUGGCUGGACCGCUACUUGAUUCAGAGACACAGGGUGGAUGGUGGCCUCAAGGCCACCACAUUCUUCCACACCUGGUCGGGGCAACCCCAUGUGAAGCUCCCAGACCUUUUUAAAACUGUCUGGGAGAGCAUGGGGCUUGGGGUUGCCCCGACUUUUAACCUGCUAAGAUCCUCCGUGGCCACAUAUACCAAAAGGGAGCUGGGCCGUAGGGCGUAUCAGCGUGUGGCCGCGCUCAUGUGCCACGACCCGAACACGGCCAUGAGGUUUUACCAUGCGGAGGACCCAGCAGAGGAGAUCCACAGUGGCCGUCAGAUGGCCAUCAGUGCAAUAAACAGCCAGGCACUGAAGGCUAAAAAAGCAGCUGAUGUCUCAGAUGACCCCCCUGAACGGAGAUUGAGACAAAAAAAUCCCCAAAGCAAACCAGUGGCUGAAGAAAGCUCUGAGGAGCAAGAGCUUAUCUCCAGCGCCUCGUCCGCAGACUGGGAGCCCACAAAUGAGGGCUGUCAGGAGGACGACUACUCCUCUGGAGAGGAGGAGGAGGAGGAGGAGCUGAUUGUGAGUGCACAGUUUCUUUUCUUCUUACCUUUGUAUGAGUCUCUACAGAAAAUAACAGCCUUGCUUCCCCUCGUGAAGUGCAUCAGUGACUCCAGUGACCCAGGGGAGGGGCCAUCUGGCUUCCAAAAGACCAGUCAAAGAGUAAGAGAUGUCUUCAUAAUUUCCAUUGCAUCCAUGAUUGGAUGGUCUCUUCUUGAAAUCAAUCACCUACUGUCACAAACGCCCCAACACACACACACACCAUAGCAAACAGUCAUACACAAUCACAUCCAGUCAUACACAACCAAACAUUAUAUCACACAAUUUCACACACUGACACACACACACACCCACACACAAUCACACAGUCACACGCAGUGACACACAAUAAAACACAGUCACAUACAAUCACAGACAAUCAAACACAAUUAAACACAGUCAGACAAAUGGUACACACAGUCACACAUAGCCACACACACUCACAGUCACACACAGUAUCACACAAACACUCCCAAACAAUCACAAAAUGUCACUCACACGCAGACAGGAUUAAAGACAAUCACACACAAUAACACACAUUCACAUGCAGUUUCACUCAAUCACAAACAAUCACACACAGUCACUGACAGUAACAAACAGUCAUACACAAUCACACCCAGUCUCACACAAUCACACAUCCAGACUCGAUCACACAAUUUUAUACAUAACUACAGACAAUCACACAGUCACACGCAAUCACACACAGUCAAACACAGUCACAUACAAUCAAACACAGUCACGGGACAAUCACACAUUCAUUAUCGCAGUAGCACAUUAUCAGAAACAGUGUCAUGACAUCAAAGUCACAGACAAUCACACAAAAUUACAUACAGUCAAAGUCACACACAAUCACACACAGAAACACUCACACAGUAUUAAAGACAAUCAUACACAGUAACACAUUCACACGCAGUCUCACUCAAUCACCCACUGCCAAACACACACCCACAUAUGAUAACAAACAAUCAAACACAAUCACGCACUGUCACACACAGUCAAGCACAGUCACACACAAUCACACGCAGUUACACACAGUAACAAACAAUCAUGCACAAUCAC